AUGACAAAUAGUUUGAUUGGAGUACUGCUGAGGUUUCGUCAAGACAAAGUGGCGCUCACGGCCGACAUUGAAAAAAUGUUCUACCAGGUUAGGGUUCCGCCGGAGCACUCAGAUUUUAUGCGCUUCUUCUGGUAUGGGGCAGCCGGGGAGCUCUCGGAGUUCCGCCUGAAGGUCCACGUCUUCGGGGCUAGGAGCUCGCCGAGCGUGGCGAACUUUGCCCUGCGCCUUACUGCUCGCGACGGAAAAUCCCGAUCGGAAAAGUCUAAAACCAUAGUCGACCGCAAUUUUUACGUCGACGACUUGCUGGUGUCGUAUCCUGAUGAGAGUGAAGCAGUGGCUUCUCUCCUUGAUCUGCGCUCGCUUUUGGCGCAGGGGAGCUUCAAUUUGACUAGUUUCGCGGGAACUUCAAAGGUAGUUUUGAGUGCUCUACCGGAAGAUUCCCUCUCAAAUGCUCUUAAUGCAGAUAGCCUAGCAUCGCAAGCUUUGCCGGAAUCGAUGGCAUUGUGUGUUACGUGGAACACAGACAAUGACAGCCUCGGCUACCGUGUAGUUGCUGUGAAAUUUCCAGCAACACGGCGAGGCGUUUUGCGAACAAUCGCCUCCAUCUACGAUCCCCUCGAACUGGCUGGCCCUGUAGUCGUACCUGCAAAAGCAAUUUUUCAGGAAACUUGCAGACUGAAACUGAACUGGGACGACGAACUUCCUCCCGCUCUACUGAGCGCUUGGAACGCUUGGCAGACUGACAUUCGUGCUCUGAGCGAUUGGUUGGUGCCACGGUGCCUCCACCUCUCGUCAGAUGGUCGUCGGGCGCAACUUCAUGUUUUUUGCGACGGCAGCGAAACUGCGUACGGUGCAGUGGCUUAUGCUCGAGUUGAGACCAGUUCCAGCAUAAUCGUAAGUUCGCCAAUCAUGGCUAAAUCCAGACUCACUCCAUUGAACAACUCGGCCCUCAAACAAUUCCUAGAAUUGAGCUUUGUGCCGCUAAACUUAGUGUAA
Molecule: messenger RNA, 996 nt
Organism: Hyalella azteca
Lineage: Eukaryota; Metazoa; Arthropoda; Malacostraca; Amphipoda; Hyalellidae
Exons: 1
Coding region: 1-996 (331 amino acids)
Source: RefSeq, a predicted model, not a curated record